This is a messenger RNA of Auanema sp. JU1783, 1299 nucleotides long. NCBI's taxonomy places the organism in Eukaryota, Metazoa, Nematoda, Chromadorea, Rhabditida, Rhabditidae. The record is from the annotation of a GenBank genome assembly.
AUGUCAGAGACUACUCCUAACAUUGAUCUUGCUCAGCUUAUGCAGCAAUUACAUGGAGAUUCGGGGCAUUCUCUUGCCGAUACUCCUUCCAGUCUGAGACUACUUCCGAAUGGAAAGAAAACUAAAGGACGUGUUAAAAUCAAAAUGGAAUAUAUCGGCAACAAGUUACGCAGAUAUACAACAUUCAGUAAAAGAAAAACGGGUAUUAUGAAAAAGGCUUAUGAGCUUUCAACAUUAACAGGAACUCAGGUCAUGCUUCUAGUCGCGUCUGAAACAGGUCAUGUCUAUACCUUUGCCACAAAAAAAUUGCAACCAAUGAUCUCAUCUGAUGCCGGAAAGGCUCUUAUUCAAUCAUGUUUAAAUGCACCCGGAGAAGAAUCCGACUUACAACCAUCAAGAACCGAAUUUACUUUCGAAACUGGAUCUACACCUAACAAUUCACGAAAACGCAAAAUUAAUGAAGUCCAAGAUCCUACUGCCGCUUCAAUCGCCAGCUUCUUACCAACAAUGGUACCUUCAACAUUGUUCACACAUUACAAUGAAGAGGAAUAUAAUGCCGAUAGUGGAGAUGAUACCGACAGUGAAGAGCAUUGUGAAGUCAAAGAAGAACCUGAAGAAGCAAAAGACUUGACGAAUGGCAAUAACUUGGCUGCCUCACUCCACCAGACGAUAAAAGAAGCUCUUAGAGCAGCAGCUAAUAAUCGUCAUCAGCAACAAAAGAAGGCCAAACUAUCUUCCUCACCUCCUUCAGAAUCUUCUCCACAACAUCAACAGCAACAGCAGCAUCCUAUGAAGCCUUUGAUCACACCUCCAGCUCACAACUCGUUCUUGGCACCGUUUUUACUUUCGGGUAAGAGGCCUCACUGGUUACCUUUCGCACCACAGCAACUAUGCAAUUACAACCCUGUCUGUGUACCCAAUUACAACCCGUUUUUGCAUGCCUAUCCCUCAAUUCACCCUAGAAUCAAAAAUUUUGCUCCGGCACUUGGAAAAGUUCUAGGAAUGUCGAAUGCAGCAGGAUCAACUUCUACUACUUCUACUUCGUCCUCUUCUACUUCUAUCACCCCUUCUUCUCUUUUAUCGCUGUCACAACAGCUACAGAAUGCACCACCACAAUCCCCAACAGACAGUAACACUUCUGAAGGUGGAGCUAACGCGAACAGUCUUCUGAUGAACGGAGCGAAGAGUGCCGAUGAAGCAGCAACGCCAAAUCCUUUGUUCACCUUUCCUUUCCAGCUGAACCUUCAACAGCUGAUGGAAUCUGCUGCCAUGUCCGCUCAAGGAAGCAGUACAGAUUGA